Messenger RNA from Chenopodium quinoa (quinoa), 1531 nucleotides. RefSeq names its product transcription factor MYB36-like. The record is from RefSeq and is a predicted model, not a curated record. The transcript has 3 exons. NCBI's taxonomy places the organism in Eukaryota, Viridiplantae, Streptophyta, Magnoliopsida, Caryophyllales, Amaranthaceae. Bases 249 to 1298 code for a protein of 349 amino acids.
AAAAAAAAAAAGAAGUGAAAAUAAAGGAGAAGGUGAGAUAUGCUUAAGACUUUUUAUGUUCCUAAUAAUUAGUCACAUUUUUCAACCUAUAAAACAAGGUCUUCUCUUCCUCCAUUUUUUCAUCAACAACAACAACAAGCAUCAGCAAAAACCAACAACAACCAUUCAAGAGAGAGAAAGUUAGAGAGAGUGAAGAAGAAUCAAAGAAGAUCGAAAAAGUCGAAAAAUUUGAAGAAAGAAAGAAAAAGAUGGGAAGAGCUCCAUGUUGUGACAAAGCUAAUGUGAAGAAAGGUCCAUGGUCUCCUGAAGAGGAUGUUAAGCUUAAGGCUUACAUUGAGAAAUAUGGCACCGGUGGUAAUUGGAUCGCGCUUCCUCAAAAGAUCGGGCUUAAGAGAUGUGGAAAAAGCUGUAGACUAAGGUGGUUGAACUACUUAAGGCCUAAUAUCAAACAUGGUGGUUUUACCGAGGAGGAAGACAACAUCAUUCUCAGUCUCUACAUUAGCAUCGGCAGCAGGUGGUCAAUAAUAGCAGCACAGCUACCAGGACGAACAGACAACGAUAUAAAAAAUUAUUGGAACACUAGGCUUAAGAAGAAGCUCCUUGGAAGGAGAAAGCAACAACAACAACAAAACGGCUCCAGAGACGAGCUGCCCUCGUUAAGCAGCUCGGCCCUGGAGCGACUUCAGCUCCAUAUGCAACUUCAAAACCAACAAGGAGGGAUUCAAAAUAACCCUCUUUCUCUCUUCAAUAGCCCUGCAAUAUGGCCUAAGUUACACCCUCUUAUUCAAGAAAAACUUAUUCAAAAUAACCUCCAAUCUCUAAACCCUCAAAUGAUCCAAUACCCUAAUAAUUAUAGUAACGUUGAUUUCUUACAACAAACUCCAAGUCUUGUACACUUACAAGCCAACAAUUACAACAACACCAACGACGACGAUGACAAUGUUAAUAAUGGUAUGAUUAGUAAGGAGCAAGUUGAAGAGUUGGAAAACUCUAGCUUAAAUGGGUCUGCAUCAUCAGGAAGCUCGAAUCUUGCUAAUAACAAUAACGACAACAAAAAUAACAAGACUAGCAUUGGUAGUUUUGUUGGUAUGAAUAAUACUAGUGUUUCGAAAACUGAGGGAUAUUCAACAGGUAUGCAAAGAGUUUUAAGCUUUCAAGCCGAGCUUAAUGAGCUUCUUGGUGGUGAUAAGUUGGCCGGUCACGAAUUCGACGGGAUCAAUGGAUGGUGGGAUGCUUCAAGUGUUGUUCUUCAGCCUGAGAAUAGUACAACUAUGUUGUACAGCCAAGAUUAUGCUUGAUUAUUAAUUUUAAUAAUUUAUUAAGUUAUUAUAAUUAUUAUUAUUUUCUUGUAAUUAGAGGUUAUAGAAAGUGUAAGAUUUAGGUAUAGGUCUUUGUGAGCUUUGUAAUGAUUCAUGGAAAUUGUAGGAGGCCUUGGAUAAACAAGUGAUCGAUGUUGGAUCGUCACUUUGAUCUUGUAUAUUGUGAAAGUAUUAACUGUAAUGAAUUUUUAAUAAAAUUGUUAUUUUAUAAA